Molecule: messenger RNA, 222 nt
Organism: Geodia barretti
Lineage: Eukaryota; Metazoa; Porifera; Demospongiae; Tetractinellida; Geodiidae
Source: the annotation of a GenBank genome assembly
GCCAAAAGGGUUGAGAGGCUCACUCUAGCAAACGGAAAACUCAGUGUAACUGAGGCUGUUCGUAAGGAUGCCGAGAAAAAUGCAGAGGUCGAAGUGGAUCUUGUUGAUGUUGGAUUGUCCUUCUCCGUUCGAUUUGUCAAGAAGCGCCACCUUGACAUGUCCUGGAGAAAGGUGUCCAUGCAGCCUACCAACUCACAUGGCAUCAUAGGUCAGUUCAUGCGC